Molecule: messenger RNA, 1263 nt
Organism: Pogonomyrmex barbatus (red harvester ant)
Lineage: Eukaryota; Metazoa; Arthropoda; Insecta; Hymenoptera; Formicidae
Product: arginine-hydroxylase NDUFAF5, mitochondrial
Biological process (GO): mitochondrial respiratory chain complex I assembly
Cellular component (GO): mitochondrion
Source: RefSeq, a predicted model, not a curated record
UAUCUAAAAGUAUAUAAAAAAAUUGUAAAAGAAUUAAUUGAAAUCGUAGUAUAAUUAAGAAAUGAUGUCGAAGAUUCCUUUUCGUGGGGCAAGUCGAAUGUUCCGUAGCAAAUUGAAUCUGCUGAAUACCAAGUGUAAUCCUAACAAUGUAUGUGAUGUCGCGUUAUCCACAUUGCCACCUAAUAGUCCGAUGAAUGUAUUCGAUAGGAAUGCGAAACUACUGCAGCGCGAACGCGCCGCCAAGAAUAGCGACGUCCAUCUAUAUGAUUAUAUUAAGGACGAGGUGGGUGACAGAUUGGCUGAUCGAAUAUUCGAUAUCAAACGAAAGUUUGAUAGGGCCCUUGAUCUGGGAUGUGGUCGUGGUCAUGUGUCCAAGCGGAUCCUUAACGAAUCUGUUGAAGAGCUGGUGCUGGCAGAGAUGAGUCCAAUUUUGCAGCAAGCCAAGACUACGGAAGGCAUCAAAGUCAAAAGGGAAGUCAUUGAUGAAGAGAAUAUAUCCUUUGAACCAGACAGCUUCGACAUGGUAAUUAGUUGUUUGAGUCUUCAUUGGGUCAAUGAUCUUCCUGGAUGCUUUAGACGUAUCAAUGACAGCCUAAAGAAGGAUGGAGUCUUUUUGGCAGCUAUGUUUGGUGGUGAUACGCUUUAUGAAUUGAGAAGUUCCUUGCAAUUAGCUGAACUUGAGAGAAAUGGUGGAAUCUCGCCACAUAUCUCACCUUUCGUGGAAAUCAGAGACAUUGGAUCUUUAUUAACGAGAGCAAACUUUACUAUGUUGACUAUUGAUACUGACGAAAUAGUCGUUGGUUAUCCAAGCAUGUUUGAACUUAUGUGGGAUCUAAAAGGAAUGGCUGAGAAUAAUGCGACCAGAAAUCGUAACUUGCAUCUAUCAAAGGAUGUGUUGAUUGCAGCUGCAGCUAUAUACAAGAAGCUUUAUGGAAAAAUGAAAGAAGAUAACACUGCAUUCGUUCCUGCCACAUUUCAAAUAAUAUAUAUGUUAGGAUGGAAACCAGAUGCAUCUCAACCAAAGCCUCUUAAGAGAGGAACAGGAGAAGUAUCGUUGAAGGAUUUAGACAAACUCGAUGAAAUAAUCAAAAACAAAUUAAAACUAAAGGGUGACGAUAAGUAGCCGACAUUAAAUAAUCUUUAUUUGACAGCGCGAUGGAUAUUGUAAAUAUUCUAUAUUGUAAAAACUUAAUAUAUCAAUAUAAAUAUAUAUAUUAAUAUAAAUUCUUUUUUCUUGAAUUAUAAGCAUGAAAAAUAACUCGU